Oppiella nova is the source of this 906-nucleotide messenger RNA. The record is from the annotation of a GenBank genome assembly. NCBI's taxonomy places the organism in Eukaryota, Metazoa, Arthropoda, Arachnida, Sarcoptiformes, Oppiidae.
AGAAUAAUCAUCGGUUCCCGGAAUACCGUGACUAACGAGCGGGCGGUGAGUGAACUGAAACGCCGUAACCCCGGGACAGAUGUGACGGCACUGGCGCUGGACUUGGCGUCACUCGAGUCGGUCCGCGAGUUCGCCAAACGGGUGGCGGAAAUCGAGCCCAUAGUCGACGUACUCAUCAAUAACGGCGCCGCCCGGCCCUACGCCGACCCCUACACUCAGUUUCGGACUAACUAUUUAGUAAUCCGAGCCAUUUUCUACUAACACUACACUUAUUGCCAUUAAUGAGAAAAUCAAACGAUUCCCGGAUAAUAAUGGGCACAACAAACGGAAUCACAUUAUAUUUUAGCAGGAUCAAUUUACGCACUUUUCAUUUGCCAAACAAUGGUUAUACUGCGGCCCGCGCGCACAUUCAUACUAAACUGGCCAUGGUGUUAUUUGCCAAAGAGCUAGCUAAACGAUUAAAAUCUUCCGGAAUCAGCAAUGUUAAAACGUACUCAAUUAACCCGGGAAUUAUAGAUAGUAGACCAAGGGCAGAUUCUGAUAUAUCUGCUAAUAUACUGUUCAGAUAUUUUAAGACCUUGUUCAUGUUGCCGGCUGAUAUGGGGCCGCAACCCUACUUACACUGUGCCCUCGAUGAUGCACUCGCGAGUGAGUCAGGUCAUUUUUAUGAUAACUGCGGGCGCGUGGACUGUAUGACUGGUCAGGCAUUUAAUGAUAAGACUGCCCGUGAUUUAUGGCAAUUAAGCGCCGAUUUAGUUGACCUCGAGUGUCAGUACAAUUUCUGAUAUGAUGAACAUGAUGAUUUAUAAAAACGAAAUUUGUUUGUUAAUAAUGUACAUUUAUAUGUUCGAGAAAUUUAUUCCCAUGUUAAUUAAUUAUAAAUUAUAAAUUAAUUAUAAAAUAGCC